Aricia agestis (brown argus) is the source of this 696-nucleotide messenger RNA. RefSeq names its product H/ACA ribonucleoprotein complex subunit 2-like protein (gene NHP2). The record is from RefSeq and is a predicted model, not a curated record. The coding region runs from base 98 to 568 and encodes 156 amino acids. Gene Ontology annotation, molecular function: box H/ACA snoRNA binding. The transcript is spliced from 2 exons. Gene Ontology annotation, cellular component: box H/ACA snoRNP complex. NCBI's taxonomy places the organism in Eukaryota, Metazoa, Arthropoda, Insecta, Lepidoptera, Lycaenidae. Gene Ontology annotation, biological process: rRNA pseudouridine synthesis; snRNA pseudouridine synthesis.
GACACUUGACAGCCGCGUUGUUGAUACGAUUUGUUUGGUUAAAAAACACGUGCUAUUAGGAACAGCAUUAUUUUAUUUUUAUUUAAUUAUCAAUAAAAUGGGUAAAGUAAAGCAAGAGCCCGUUGAACAACAAGAAGAUGCCGACGUUAGUGUAAAAACCGAACCACAAAGUUACGAUGAUAAGGUAGAACAUUGCAGCAUCAUUGCCAAACCCAUGGCCCCCAAGAAACUCAGCAAGAAAAUAUACAAACUCAUUAAGAAAUCCAGUAGCCACAAGAAUUAUAUAAGAAAUGGACUGAAAAUAGUACAGAAGCAACUUAGAUUAGGCGAAAAAGGAUUAGUAUUCUUCGCUGGAGAUAUCUCACCGAUAGAGAUCAUGUGUCAUCUGCCGGCAGUUUGUGAGGAGAAAGACGUUCCAUACUGCUACACUCCCAGUCGGAAAGAUAUCGGUUCCGCCAUGGGUACCAUGAGAGGAUGCAUAAUGGUACUUGUUAAAGAGCACGAAGAUUAUAAGGACCUGUACGAGGAAGUGCAAAGUGAAAUAAAAAUGUUAGGACAUCCGUUAUAAUUACUAGUUUUAUUUUGAAGUGGAUACUAAUUGUUUGUCCUUCAGGUCUAAUGGUGAUGUUGAAUCAUAAAUGUUUUGGAAGAAUUUGCUUCAGUUACAAUAGUUUGUCUACUUUAAUCCCUCGAUCG